AUGACAUCUGGUUCCCGAUUUCGCGUAACAGAAAGUACUUUUAAACUGCGCGACCGACAAAACCCCUUCUUCGCCUCUUCAAUGCCCUCCCCAUCCAUUAUCCCUCGUUAUUUCUCUCCGACUCGUGAUUCCUCUUCCUUUGACCACUAUUCCUCCCCAGAUUCAGAUCAGAUGAUCUUUGGUCCAAUCGACCUGGAGGAUGUUCCGCCCUACCAACAAUGGGACCCGUACACAGAUCUCGACGCAGACCCAAAGCCCGCCUAUAAUUUCACUCCCAUAAUCCCUAUGACAAACUACGAGUAUGGCCCUCAACUUUCACCAACAGACAGUCAUUCUAGUAGUUUCUACAGCACUGAUGGUAUCAAGUCACCCGAGGAUAGUAGUCUUUAUCUUUCCCACUGGAUUAAUGAUCCAGAACUCCCACCAUCGUCUCCCAUUCCAAUCCCUUCCCCAUCCGACACCCAACCAUCUUCUUCGUCUUCAUUUGUCGCUUACGGCGAGCACGUUCAUUUCUCAGCUGAUGGAACGUUUUCUCCAGCAUCCUUUGCUGCUUUGCAUCCCCUACCGGGAUCUAUGUCUCCCUCCUCUUCUUUUGAGGAUCUCCGGCCGAGUCGAAACAUUGUAGAUUCGGUUUCUCCUAGAGAUACAGCCCUCCAUACACCGUCUUGGGCUUCACAGCUCUGGGAAUCAGUUCCCAGCUCUCUCCGUUCUCCCUCUCACGUUCGCCCUUCAGUCCGUCACUCUCCCAUGACCGACGGCACGACAGUACGCCAACGUACUAUUUCUUUACGUCGAGGCUCUCUUUCAGCAGGGCAAAUAUUUCAAUCCUCCAGCGCACCAGCCAUGACUGACCCUCAUGCAUCGAGUAUGAAUCGAUCAUACAGCCGCAGGUCAGAGUCAGCAAGCGUAGCUGAUGAUCGUGAUGCAACUGUUCGGCGAAAGAAACGUUCACCGCCUACGGAGGAUAUUCCCGUCACCGAGAAACCGUCUGACAGCACCCUGAAGUCGGUUCUGCGUCCGCCAAAGCUGGCACCCUCCGCGUGGCAGCUAUACUUCACCGAUUGGAUACAACGCCAGCAAGCCUCUGGGACACGCAAAUUAAAUGUUGCUCAGGCAGCCAAGGAGGCCGGGCAAGAAUACGCGUGCCUCAGUGCCGCUGAGAAAGAGCCCUAUAAGCGGCGGUCACAGGCCGCGAAGGAGGCACGGGAGCGUGAGCUGAACGCUUACAUGCGAACUCUUACCCCGGAUGACAUCAAGCGGGAGAACGCUUUCCGUGCUGCCCAGCGUAAGGCUGGGAAGUCACGCAAGAGUAAUAUCAAGGACCCCAACGCCCCCAAGAAACCCCUCAGUGCCUACUUCAUGUUCCUGCAACGCAUCCGUGCCAAUCCCCAACUUGUUCGAGAAAUUUUCGGGGAGGAAACAGAGACGACCAAACAAAGUGUUCUUGCGGCUGCGAAAUGGCGGUCUAUGACUGACGGAGAACGACAGCCGUUUUUGGCGCAGGCAGAGCAGGAGAAGAUGGAGUAUGAAGCCGCAAGGCGUUUAUACGAGGAGGGAACAACUGGGUUCAAUUCAAGUAUCAAUUUCAGCAUCCUUCCUGGUAGCCCUGCUUUCCCGACCGUCAAGAUAGAGUCGGAGAGCGACGAGAACGACGAACUGACGUGGUCUCACGGUGAACAGGACCCAAACCGGUGA
Molecule: messenger RNA, 1695 nt
Organism: Laccaria bicolor S238N-H82
Lineage: Eukaryota; Fungi; Basidiomycota; Agaricomycetes; Agaricales; Hydnangiaceae
Exons: 4
Coding region: 1-1695 (564 amino acids)
Source: RefSeq, a predicted model, not a curated record